AUGGUGGGGACGGGGGCGUUGGGCUCCGUCAUCGUCAAGCUCGCCACCUUGCUCGGCGACGGGUACACGAUGCUCAAGAGCGUUCGCAAGGACGUCGCGUUCCUCGAGCGCGAGCUCCGCACGAUGCAGAUCCUGGUGAGCAUGCUGGCGGGCAUGGAGGGGCUCGACAAGCUGGCCAUGGGCUGCAUGGGUAGCAUGCGGGAUCUCGGCCACGACAUGGAGGAGUGCAUCGACCGCUUCAUUCUCCGCCUCGACGAAAAUGACAUGGAGAUGGAGGCGGCGCCCACGUUCCCGAGGAGCACCGCGCGCCGGCUCAAGACAAUGUUUGCCCGCCAUGGCGUCGGGGCCCAGAUCAAGAAGCUCAAGGCCCGCGUCGUUGAGGAAGGUGACCGGCGGCGUAGGCUGAAUCUGGACAACUAUGUCCAGAUGAUGAUAGAUCCUCGGCUGGCUGCGUUACACGGAGUGGCCAAGGACUUGGUGGCCAUUGACGGCCCCAGGAACGAGGUCAUCUCUUUGUUGACGGAGGAGAGCGUGGACCUGAAGGUGGUGGCCAUUGUUGGAGGUGCUGGGUUGGGAAAGACCACCCUUGCCAUGGAGGCCUAUCGCAAGAUUGGACGGCACUUCCAGUGCCGAGCUUCUGUGUCCGUGUCACGCACCCUUGACCGUGACAAGCUCUUGAAAGAACUCCUUUCUCAAAUCGACCAGGCUGCAUUUCAUGAUUGUCAGUCGGAGAGGUGGGAUAAAGAUCAACUAAUCCGUCAGAUCCGACACAUUUUGACAGGAAAGAGUAUAACACUGCACAGGUACUUCCUUGUGAUUGAUGAUGUAUGGAAAGAACAAGACUGGAAAUUUGUCAAAGGAGUUUUUCCUGACAGUCACAAUGGUAGCAGAAUAAUUGUUACUACUCGCAUAUCCAAUGUAGCGAAGUCAACUUGUUCUAACUCCGGCGGUCAGCUCUAUCAAAUGCUACCUCUGAACUACAUUGAUUCCCGAAGAUUGUUCUUUAGGAGAAUUUUCCACUCUGAUAACUCCUGCCCUCCUCAACUAGAGAAGAUUUCAGCUAGGAUCUUAAGGAAAUGUGGUGGUCUGCCAUUGGCUAUAAUUACCAUUGCCAAAUUGCUAUCCAAUAAACAUCAAACCCCAGAUGAAUGGGAGAGACUCCAAGGUUCCAUUGGUACUAGUCUUUCAUAUAAGAGUGAUAACCAUGGAAAUGGUAUGGGACAUAUAUCGUUACUUGGUUAUUGGGAUCUUCCGCACCACUUGAAGACCAGUUUGUUAUAUCUAUGUAUAUAUCCAGAGGGCGGAUAUAUCUCGUGUGAAGAAGUGAAAUGGAAAUGGAUACUUGAAGGAUUCAUUGCCAAAAAACAGGGAAAUUUGUAUCAAGAAGCAGAGAGUUAUUUCAAUGAACUUGUCAACAGAAGCAUGAUCCAGCUAGUCGAUGUUGACGAUGACAACUUUGAACGAUAUUGUCAGGUUCAUGAGAUGGUGCAUGACCUUCUGAUAUCCUUGUCAGAUUAG
Molecule: messenger RNA, 1518 nt
Organism: Triticum turgidum subsp. durum (durum wheat)
Lineage: Eukaryota; Viridiplantae; Streptophyta; Magnoliopsida; Poales; Poaceae
Source: the annotation of a GenBank genome assembly